GCUGUCGUCCUAUUUCCAUUUCCCCAUCAGUACUCUCAAUUCCUAUGGAGAAGAGGAGGGAGGUGGGCUUACAGAGUAAACUCCACCCAGAGAGAGCUGAUGGACAAAAUGGACGGGUGUGACAGAGCUGAAGUUCUCAUGAAAAUUCUUUCGCCUGAUCAAAUUGAAGCCUCCAUACCAAAGUGCCUGGAGUGUGGAGAACACAUUACCGAACGAUAUAUUUGCAAGGUGCUCGACAAUUACUGGCAUUCUAAUUGCCUGAAAUGCAAGCAUUGCAAAGCGAGCCUCAUCGACAAAUGUUUUGUCAAAAACAGCAAAAUAUAUUGCAAAGAUGAUUUCUUCAGAGAGUUUGGACCAAGAUGCAGUGCUUGUGGCUCAACGAUUGCUCCAUCACAAGUGAUUCAAAGGGCGCAGGAUUAUAUCUAUCACUUUGACUGUUUUGAAUGUGCAAUUUGUGACCGAAAAUUAGAAACAGGUGAUGAGUAUUUUUUGAUGGAGGACCGAAAAUUGUUGUGUAGAGAAGAUUUCGAAUCGUCAAGAACAAAAGAUGGAAUUGAUGGAAACAAGAGACCGCGAACAACAAUAACAGCAAGACAAAUGGACGUUUUAAAAGAGGCCUACAAAGCAUCGCCGAAACCAGCAAGACAUGUCAGGGAACAACUUGCUCAAGAUACUGGUUUGGAUAUGAGAGUGGUACAAGUUUGGUUUCAGAACAGGAGAGCCAAGGAGAAGAGAUUGAAGAAAGAUGCUGGCAGGGCCCGAUGGGGACAAUUCUUCAGAGGCGUGAACAAUUCACUUUCGUCAUCUCCGACACGAAAUGACAAAAUUGAUAGUGACCGUGAAUCAGAGAUUGAUUCAGAAAUAAACAAUUGUGCAGUUGAUAGUAACGACAGCUUCAGCAGUGGGUUAAAUAUGGUAAUUGAACCGGGCCAAGACAUGACGUUUUCUAUUCUGGGAGAUCAAAAUGACGGUCAACAAACGUUGGACUGCCUCCAUGGAUUUGACAAUGGGAGAGAAUCUGGUGUCUAUGACGAUCAAAGAGAUUUUCACGCCAGACCAGACUUUGUCCCAAACGAUUGGACAUUUGCAAGAAGAGGAAGCUCCUAAUACAGAAGUAUUUGAUGAAGUAAAGUUUACGAUCGCCGCAUAUGUUCCAAUUGUUUCCAGCAACUUUUUCAAUAAGUGUAGUUGCUAAACUUGUUGACAUAAAGACUUCAAAACUGCUCUUUUUGUGUAUAUGUAUUUGAUGUCUUGUUUAAGGUGAGACAAUUAUCAUCUUGAAGUGUAAAUCCUUCUUUUGGGCAAAUACCAUUCAAAAAAAUUCAUGAUUAAAGAGGGAUAAAAUGUGCGGGAAUAAAUUUGAUUAUUUACUUUUUAUUUAGGGUUACUCUUACACGUUUUAGUGAAUAUCAACAAGAAUGUCCGAAUGUCCUCCAAGAAACACUGUAGUGUUUGAACGGCGGCGAGGCAUUAGUUCGACAGGGAUCUCCCUCCACCCUCUACGUAGUGGCACUAACCAGCAUGGGUACAACAAAUACAGUAAAGGAUUAAUUGUCAUGAUAAGAACUGUAAUAUACAAUGAGGGAAGAAUCCUCGCAAUAAAGAUCUUUUUAUACAUAGAAAAUAAAAUAGGUGAGAUCCUGCGCUUACCCCAAUAAA
Molecule: messenger RNA, 1659 nt
Organism: Tigriopus californicus
Lineage: Eukaryota; Metazoa; Arthropoda; Copepoda; Harpacticoida; Harpacticidae
Product: LIM/homeobox protein Lhx3-like
Exons: 7
Coding region: 100-1107 (335 amino acids)
Biological process (GO): regulation of transcription by RNA polymerase II; neuron differentiation
Cellular component (GO): nucleus
Molecular function (GO): RNA polymerase II transcription regulatory region sequence-specific DNA binding; DNA-binding transcription factor activity, RNA polymerase II-specific
Source: RefSeq, a predicted model, not a curated record